AUGUGCACUCGAAAUGACGAUACAAACACAAAAGAGAAAGAGCGAUUGAAACGAGACGGUGAAAGCUACUUUGUACCUCGGAACACGGCCACUACAAUUACUAAUGGGCAAGAGCAAUUGCCCGCCCGGGGUUUCUGUUGCCCGGGCGCGACUGCCGUGGAAACCCAAGUGGGAAUCCUGGGCGAGCAAGAGCGAACAAGCACUGCCAGUGCUCGGCAAUGCACGGAGCGUCUAACUUUCCAAAGCAUUUUGGAGGGGCAAGCUCUGGGCUUUCAGCUCUGGAACGUGGAUGAUGUCACCAAAACGCGCACCAAAAGCCCCGCAUCGGAUCGCGGAACUGGCGUGGCCCAUGGAGCCAGUACAGUGUACGGUGUCUUCACUCGCUGUUACGAAUACUGUGGCGUGAAAUGGCCAAAGAGCUUUCUCUCCAAACGGAGUCCAUGGCGCUUCAAUUGGCCGUUCCGAAGGCAACCCUGUUGGAAACGGACGUCGGCUACACUCCAAAGUCUGGUGUUGUUCAUCCCCAGACUCAUCUCUUCGACUACGAGUGGUCACGGACAGCCAAUCAAACACACCAAGGCCACGUAUCUUGACAUUCGGCAUUCAACUGUUGGGUCCAUCCUGGCCCAGAUCAUGCAGUUGUCGUAA
Molecule: messenger RNA, 648 nt
Organism: Sporothrix schenckii 1099-18
Lineage: Eukaryota; Fungi; Ascomycota; Sordariomycetes; Ophiostomatales; Ophiostomataceae
Exons: 1
Coding region: 1-648 (215 amino acids)
Source: RefSeq, a predicted model, not a curated record